Molecule: messenger RNA, 5524 nt
Organism: Rhinopithecus roxellana (golden snub-nosed monkey)
Lineage: Eukaryota; Metazoa; Chordata; Mammalia; Primates; Cercopithecidae
Gene: TLL1
Product: tolloid like 1
Exons: 21
Coding region: 669-3710 (1013 amino acids)
Biological process (GO): proteolysis
Molecular function (GO): metalloendopeptidase activity; zinc ion binding; calcium ion binding
Source: RefSeq, a predicted model, not a curated record
CAAACAGUGCAUCCCCAAAUCCUCACACUUUUGCUCUCUUGCAGUCAGUUGCUUUGCUGGCUUCUGCAGGCUUUUAAGGUCUCGCGGCGUAGAAAUGCCUGGCCCCCACCCCCUUCCUCGGUCUCCCCUUUCAAUUCAGAUGUGCUGAUGUGCAGACCGGAUUCAUCUUCUCGGAGAGGCGGCGGCGGCUUUGGGCUCAGGCGGCGGCGGCUCGCGCUCGGCCGCGGAGUCCUGGCAGCAGCGGGGACGCGGCGCGGGAGCCCGAGCACUGGUGGCAGCUGAACCCGCGGGGCGCUGCUGGCAGAGCCGCGGCCGCGGGAAGUUCGGCAGCCAGAAGAACGAUCUGGCAGGCUACGAGCGCCAGCGCCGCCAGAGCCGAGUUUGCCUGCGCCCUCCCCGCCUCCGAAUGCCGAGUUCCUUACCUGCCCUCCGCCCACCCGCGGGCCCCUAGCCAACUUCUCCCUGCGACUGGGGGUAACAGGCAGUGCUUGCCCUCUCUACUGUCCCGGCGGCAUCCACAUGUCUCCGGACACCUGAGCACCCCGGUCCCGCCGAGGAGCCUCCCGGUGGGGAGAAGAGCACCGGUGCCCCUAGCCCCGCACAUCAGCGCGGACCGCGGCUGCCUAACCUCCGGGUCCCGUCCCCUCCUUUUCCUCCGGGGGAGGAGGAUGGGGUUGGAAAAGCUUUCCCUGAGGAUGCUCGUGUGGCUGGUGGCCUCGGGGAUUGUUUUUUACGGGGAGCUAUGGGUCUGCGCUGGCCUCGAUUAUGAUUACACUUUUGAUGGGAACGAAGAAGAUAAAACAGAGACUAUAGAUUACAAGGACCCGUGUAAAGCCGCUGUAUUUUGGGGCGAUAUUGCCUUAGAUGAUGAAGACUUAAAUAUCUUUCAAAUAGAUAGGACAAUUGACCUUACGCAGAAUCCCUUUGGAAACCUUGGACAUACCACAGGUGGACUUGGAGACCAUGCUAUGUCAAAGAAGCGAGGGGCCCUCUACCAACUUAUAGACAGGAUAAGAAGAAUUGGCUUUGGCUUGGAGCAAAACAACACAGUUAAGGGUAAAGUACCUCUACAAUUCUCAGGGCAAAAUGAGAAAAAUCGAGUUCCCAGAGCCGCUACAUCAAGAACGGAAAGAAUAUGGCCUGGAGGCGUUAUUCCUUAUGUUAUAGGAGGCAACUUCACUGGCAGCCAGAGAGCCAUGUUCAAGCAGGCCAUGAGGCACUGGGAAAAGCACACAUGUGUGACUUUCAUAGAAAGAAGUGAUGAAGAAAGUUACAUUGUAUUCACCUAUAGGCCUUGUGGAUGCUGCUCCUAUGUAGGUCGGCGGGGAAAUGGACCUCAGGCAAUCUCUAUCGGCAAGAACUGUGAUAAAUUUGGAAUUGUUGUUCAUGAAUUGGGCCACGUGAUAGGCUUUUGGCAUGAACAUACACGACCAGAUCGAGAUAACCAUGUAACUAUCAUAAGAGAAAACAUCCAGCCAGGUCAAGAGUACAAUUUUCUGAAGAUGGAGCCUGGAGAAGUAAACUCACUUGGAGAAAGAUAUGAUUUUGACAGUAUCAUGCACUAUGCCAGGAACACCUUCUCAAGGGGGAUGUUUCUGGAUACCAUUCUCCCCUCCCGUGAUGAUAAUGGCAUACGUCCUGCAAUUGGUCAGCGAACCCGUCUAAGCAAAGGAGAUAUCGCACAGGCAAGAAAGCUGUAUAGAUGUCCAGCAUGUGGAGAAACCCUACAAGAAUCCAAUGGCAACCUUUCCUCUCCAGGAUUUCCCAAUGGCUACCCUUCUUACACACACUGCAUCUGGAGAGUUUCUGUGACCCCAGGGGAGAAGAUUGUUUUAAAUUUUACAACGAUGGAUCUUUACAAGAGUAGUUUGUGCUGGUAUGACUACAUUGAAGUAAGAGAUGGGUACUGGAGAAAAUCACCUCUCCUGGGUAGAUUCUGUGGGGACAAAGUGCCUGAAGUUCUUACUUCUACAGACAGCAGAAUGUGGAUUGAGUUUCGUAGCAGCAGUAAUUGGGUAGGAAAAGGCUUUGCAGCUGUCUAUGAAGCGAUCUGUGGAGGUGAGAUACGUAAAAAUGAAGGACAGAUUCAGUCUCCUAAUUAUCCUGAUGACUAUCGCCCGAUGAAAGAAUGUGUGUGGAAAAUAACAGUGUCUGAGAGCUACCACGUCGGGCUGACCUUUCAGUCCUUUGAGAUUGAAAGGCAUGACAACUGUGCUUAUGACUACCUGGAAGUUAGAGAUGGAACCAGUGAAAAUAGCCCUUUGAUAGGGCGUUUCUGUGGUUAUGACAAACCUGAAGAUAUAAGAUCUACCUCCAAUACUUUGUGGAUGAAGUUUGUUUCUGAUGGAACUGUGAACAAAGCAGGAUUUGCUGCUAACUUUUUUAAAGAGGAAGACGAGUGUGCCAAACCUGACCGUGGAGGCUGUGAGCAGCGAUGUCUGAACACCCUGGGCAGUUACCAGUGCGCCUGUGAGCCUGGCUAUGAGCUGGGCCCAGACAGGAGGAGCUGUGAAGCCGCGUGUGGUGGACUUCUUACCAAACUUAACGGCACCAUAACCACCCCCGGCUGGCCCAAGGAGUAUCCUCCUAAUAAGAACUGUGUGUGGCAAGUGGUUGCACCAACCCAGUACAGAAUUUCUGUGAAGUUUGAGUUUUUUGAAUUAGAAGGCAAUGAAGUUUGCAAAUAUGAUUAUGUGGAGAUCUGGAGUGGUCUUUCCUCUGAGUCUAAAUUGCAUGGCAAAUUCUGUGGCGCUGAAGUGCCUGAAGUGAUCACAUCCCAGUUCAACAAUAUGAGAAUCGAAUUCAAAUCUGACAAUACUGUGUCCAAGAAGGGCUUCAAAGCACAUUUUUUCUCAGACAAAGACGAAUGCUCUAAGGAUAAUGGUGGAUGUCAGCACGAAUGUGUCAACACGAUGGGGAGCUACAUGUGUCAGUGCCGUAAUGGAUUUGUGCUGCAUGAAAAUAAACAUGAUUGCAAGGAAGCUGAGUGUGAACAGAAGAUCCACAGUCCAAGUGGCCUCAUCACCAGUCCCAACUGGCCAGACAAGUACCCAAGCAGGAAAGAAUGCACUUGGGAGAUCAGCGCCACUCCCGGCCACCGAAUCAAAUUAGCAUUUAGUGAAUUUGAGAUUGAGCAGCAUCAAGAAUGUGCUUAUGACCACUUAGAAGUAUUUGAUGGAGAAACAGAAAAGUCACCAAUUCUUGGACGACUAUGUGGCAACAAGAUACCAGAUCCCCUUGUGGCUACUGGAAAUAAAAUGUUUGUUCGGUUUGUUUCUGAUGCAUCUGUUCAAAGAAAAGGCUUUCAAGCCACACAUUCUACAGAGUGUGGCGGCCGAUUGAAAGCAGAAUCAAAACCCAGAGAUCUGUACUCACAUGCUCAGUUUGGGGAUAACAACUACCCGGGGCAGGUUGACUGUGAAUGGCUGUUAGUAUCAGAACGGGGCUCUCGACUUGAAUUAUCCUUCCAGACGUUUGAAGUGGAAGAAGAAGCAGACUGUGGCUAUGACUAUGUGGAGCUCUUUGAUGGUCUCGAUUCAACAGCUGUGGGGCUUGGUCGAUUCUGUGGAUCCGGGCCCCCAGAAGAGAUUUAUUCAAUUGGAGAUGCAGUUUUAAUUCAUUUCCACACUGAUGACACAAUCAACAAGAAGGGAUUUCAUAUAAGAUACAAAAGCAUAAGAUAUCCAGAUACCACACAUACCAAAAAAUAACACCAAAACCUCUGUCAGAACACAAAAGAAUGUGCAUAAUGGAGAGAAGACAUAUUUUUUUAAAAAACUGAAGAUAGUGGCACAAAUGUUUUAUAUAAAGAGUUUGAACAAAAAAUCCCUGUAAGACCAGAAUUAUCUUUGUACUAAAAGAGAAGUUUCCAGCGAAACCCUCAUCAGCAUUACAAGGAUAUUUGAACUCCGUGCUCGAUGGUAUUAAUAAAGCUGGUGAAAGGGCAUCACAUACUUCAAGGAAGACUCUACAAGCUUUUGUUCACACUUGAAAUAGAUGCCUCACAAUUCAGACAGUUUAUUUCAGGAGUUGUGACCCUGCAGAGUUCUUUUUGACAAUUUGUCAAGAUUUAGGGACAUAAAAUGAUCUUGCAGGUCAUAAACUGGAAAACACUAUUCUGGUUGUCUUAGGAUAAUUGCUGACUUUGUAUCUUGGAUACAGUGUAAACCAGAUCCAUGUAAGGUGAUGUGAAAUGGGAGUCUUUUGAGGGUGAUUUGUACUUUCCAUGUGUAUGUGUGUGUCUGGUGUUUGGAAACUGGGAUAUUUCAGCUUCAUUAUUUCCACUUGCAGGCUGGCUUAACCUCUGAAACACAAAUGAUCUUGAGACCACUUUAGUGUACUUACAUUUUGAUGAGUUUGAAAUGUCAGUGGUGUCUAUUACUGCAGUUAAAUUCUAGACAUCAGUUCUUUGUCUCGGAAAAUGCCCAGUGAAAUGGUAAACUUAGUUCUUUUUUUUGGAAGUGCUGCCUUUCACACCAAAUCCAAGAAGCCUGUGAUGUCUUAGGAACCUUAUGAGAAAACGCCGAAGAGGUGUGAGCAGGAUUCUUCUGAAUGACUGUCUGGAUGGUUCAUUACUCAAGUUACUGCUGCUGCUAUUAUCUUUCCUUUGUUGUCUAUCUGUUAUUGUUGAAGCUAUUAUUGUUGAUGUUUUCAUGGUUAAUCUAUUUUUUAAAAAUGAAAUGAAGCAGAAGUAGGUCUUGUGAGAACUGAAAGAUCGCUUUCAUUUUUCUCUUCCUGGGAUUCAUUUUUUCAAAAUGCAAUGCUGGAAAAAAAUGUUUGUUUCUGAAAGACUUCUUAUGGUGCUAUUCCAUAAACUUUUUUUAAACAAGUUUUUGACCUUUGAGCCAACCCACCUGUAGACUACGAAUGUCUCCCUAUGGCUGGUGGCAUUUGAAGACUAAAGACUUGUCAAAUAUAUCAAGAGUAUAUCAUUGCAAGGGCAACCCUUGUCCUGUGGAACAACUACUUAUAAUGCCUUAGAAUUCUUGCACAUGAUCAAACAGAUCCUCCUAAAACACACCUUUUGAAAUGUUAAACAUAAGAGUGUAUGUUAACUAAUAGCUCUAUGAAGAAAAUGCAUUUCCAUGACUGAAGCAUUGGAUAUAAAUAUGGUGUCCUGCUUUUUUUGUAGAAAAUGUAAUUUGAGGAUGAAUUUUCUGCUUUAAAGGCAUGUGUGUUUUUAAAAUUAAUGAAUGUAGAUGUGUGAUUGUCUGAGUGAGUGACACUACAAGAGGUAAAAAAUAAUGGGUGGUUGAAAAGUUAAAAUGUAUGUGCCAAGUUCUACUAGAAUUCCAUUUGAAAUAGCACCUUCCUUAGGUUUCAUGGACAAAUAAUGGGAACUUCUAAUUAUGAUCAAUCACAUUAAAGAAAGGCUCUUUCCUUUAGAGAAACUCUAUUUUGAUGUCAAUAUAGAUUACUGUAUGAAGUAGCUUUGUUUCUGUUACCUGUCCAUGAGCAUACAACAUUGAAUACAAUUGGGUAUAUUCUUUCAGUUUUACAAAAUUAAACUAUACACACAGAUGUA